Messenger RNA from Vombatus ursinus (common wombat), 690 nucleotides. Its product is annotated as retinal dehydrogenase 2. The transcript is spliced from 5 exons. NCBI's taxonomy places the organism in Eukaryota, Metazoa, Chordata, Mammalia, Diprotodontia, Vombatidae. The annotation marks the transcript as partial. The record is from RefSeq and is a predicted model, not a curated record. Gene Ontology annotation, molecular function: aldehyde dehydrogenase (NAD+) activity.
GUUGGAAAACUGAUCCAAGAAGCAGCUGGAAGGAGUAAUUUGAAGAGAGUAACUCUGGAGCUUGGAGGGAAGAGUCCCAAUAUUAUUUUUGCAGAUGCUGAUUUGGACUAUGCUGUGGAGCAGGCCCACCAGGGAGUGUUCUUCAACCAAGGUCAGUGCUGUACAGCAGGAUCCCGCAUUUUUGUGGAAGAGUCCAUCUAUGAGGAGUUUGUUCGAAGAAGUGUGGAGCGUGCCAAGAGGCGAAUAGUUGGGAGUCCUUUUGACCCGACCACUGAACAGGGCCCUCAGAUCGACAAAAAACAGUACAACAAGAUCCUUGAACUCAUCCAGAGUGGCGUGGCAGAGGGGGCCAAGCUGGAAUGUGGCGGCAAAGGACUAGGCCGGAAGGGCUUUUUCAUUGAGCCCACCGUGUUUUCCAAUGUUACCGACGACAUGCGGAUUGCCAAGGAAGAGAUUUUUGGGCCAGUUCAGGAAAUCCUGAGGUUUAAGACUGUGGACGAAGUUAUAGAGCGAGCCAACAAUUCUGACCUUGGACUCGUCGCUGCUGUUUUUACAAAUGAUAUCAACAAAGCACUCACAGUGUCAGCAGCGAUGCAGGCUGGGACUGUUUGGAUCAAUUGUUACAACGCCUUAAAUGCCCAAAGUCCCUUUGGGGGAUUCAAGAUGUCUGGAAAUGGGCGGGAAAUGUAA